Phaethon lepturus (White-tailed tropicbird) is the source of this 1604-nucleotide messenger RNA. It is a transcript of the gene PPME1, whose product is annotated as protein phosphatase methylesterase 1. The record is from RefSeq and is a predicted model, not a curated record. Gene Ontology annotation, biological process: protein demethylation. NCBI's taxonomy places the organism in Eukaryota, Metazoa, Chordata, Aves, Phaethontiformes, Phaethontidae. Gene Ontology annotation, molecular function: protein methylesterase activity. The transcript is spliced from 13 exons. The annotation marks the transcript as partial.
CCCUGGAAGAAAGCGUGAUUUUUCGCCAGUGCUUUGGAGCCAGUACUUUGAAUCUAUGGAGGACGUUGUGGUAGAAAAUGAAACUGGCAAGGAUACUUUUCGAAUUUACAAAAGCGGAUUGGAGGGACCUGUCUUACUGCUGUUACACGGUGGAGGCCAUUCCGCUCUUUCCUGGGCUGUAUUUACUUCUGCAAUCAUUAACAGGAUUCAGUGUAGGAUUGUGGCUUUAGAUCUCCGGGGCCAUGGAGAAACAAAAGUUAGGAAUCCUGAAGAUCUGUCUGCAGAAACUAUGUCAAAAGACGUUGGAAACGUGGUUGAAGCUCUGUAUGGGGACCUUCCUCCGCCGAUCAUGCUGAUUGGGCACAGCAUGGGGGGUGCCAUCGCAGUACACACGGCGGUCGCAAAUUUGGUGCCAAGUUUACUGGGUCUGUGCAUGAUCGACGUUGUGGAAGGUACAGCCAUGGACGCGUUGAACAGCAUGCAGAACUUCUUAAGGAGUCGUCCCAAAACAUUCAAGUCACUUGAGAAUGCCAUUGAGUGGAGUGUAAAAAGUGGGCAAAUAAGAAAUCUUGAAUCUGCCAGAGUUUCUAUGGUCGGUCAAGUGAAACAGUGUGAAGGGGCUGCCAGUCCUGAAUGCCCUAAAGCCAUAGUGGAGGGUAUUAUUGAAGAAGAGGAGGAGGAGGAAGAGGAUGAGGAAGGGGGAGGCUCUGUCAACAAAAGGAAGAAAGAAGAUGACACAGAGACAAAGAAGGAGCACUUAUACACAUGGCGAAUUGAACUGGCAAAAACAGAAAAGUACUGGGAUGGCUGGUUCAGGGGUUUAUCUAACCUCUUCCUGAGCUGUCCAACUCCAAAGCUUUUGCUUUUAGCUGGUGUUGACAGGCUGGAUAAAGAUCUAACAAUUGGACAGAUGCAAGGGAAGUUUCAGAUGCAGGUCCUCCCGCAGUGUGGCCAUGCAGUCCAUGAAGAUGCUCCAGACAAGGUUGCUGAAGCUGUUGCGACGUUCCUGAUCCGUCACAGGUUUACAGAGCCCAUCGGUGGAUUCCAGUGUGUGUUUCCUGCUUGUUAAUACCCUGGUGUUCUCCAGCACUGCGUCCUGUUGUAAAUAAACUGCACCAGAGGCCACUGUGAUGUAUCCAUAUCCUUUCAUCUCCAGUUCAGCAGCAGUGAGAAGUUGGUGCGAGAUUUAUCCCCUAGAACUAGUUCUCCAGAACGUGUAAAUGCUUAGGGACUUCCUUGCUGGGAAGCAGCUUGUACUGAAGACCAUGAAAAGCUCUUCAGGCCCUUGGAAGUGGGCUCCUCUCUGCUGCCACAAGGAAAGACCUCCUGAAAUCCCAAGUAGUUGAUCAUACCAAUCUCCGUCGAUUCUCAGGCUUUCUGGGACCCAACGGCAAAGGGGCUGUUGGCAGUCCAGAUCCACCGAGGGCAUUGCAGCAUAGCCAAAGGCUUCAGGAUUUCUCCAUGGAAUCAUCCAAUCGUCUUUGAAGUGCCCCUUAGGUUUGUUUUUUUAUAUACACCUUUCUUUCCCCUAAAGCAGACGAGGAAUCGGCUUCAUUGGGAGCUCAGGUUUCAUCUCACCAAUGCCAGCCUUACGAGUUAAGCUG